Bombina bombina (fire-bellied toad) is the source of this 2427-nucleotide messenger RNA. It is a transcript of the gene RALY, whose product is annotated as RALY heterogeneous nuclear ribonucleoprotein. Gene Ontology annotation, cellular component: nucleus. NCBI's taxonomy places the organism in Eukaryota, Metazoa, Chordata, Amphibia, Anura, Bombinatoridae. Gene Ontology annotation, molecular function: RNA binding. The record is from RefSeq and is a predicted model, not a curated record.
GGGUGAAAAUGUCCCUAAAAGCUGCCACCAGCAACAUUACAAACAAGAAUGAUCCCAAGUCACUAAAUUCAAGGGUUUUCAUUGGAAAUCUGAACACAGCGGUGGUGAAGAAGAGUGAUGUGGAAUCCAUCUUUUCCAAGUAUGGCCGGGUGGUGGGAUGUUCUGUGCACAAAGGAUAUGCAUUUGUACAGUACCUGAAUGAGCGGCACGCACGUGGGGCUGUCCUUGGAGAGAAUGGACGAGUUCUGGCUGGGCAAACCCUUGACAUCAAUAUGGCAGGAGAACCAAGACCAAACCGACCGAAGGUUCUAAAGAGAGCUGCAGCAGCGUUGUACAGGACAAGACAGAGAAAGUUAUUAGCAAUGAAAAACAGCAGCUACGAUUUUGAUUUUGAUUAUUACCGUGAUGACUUCUAUGAGAGGCUGUUUGAAUACAGAGGAAGAGUGUCCCCUGCCCCUCGAACUGUACCAAUUAAACGCCCUCGUGUGUCAGUGCCUCUGGUGAGACGGGUAAAAUCAACUCUGCCAGUCAAGCUACUUGCCAGAUCUGCAGCGAUUACAGGGAGUGCCGCCCGAUUGAAAUUGAGAAGUAAUGAAAUCCAAACGAUUAAAUCAGAGCUCACUCAAAUCAAGUCAAACAUUGAUGCUUUACUAGGUCGUUUGGAGCAAAUAACAGAUGAACAGAAACCUUGCACGGCCAUCUCUGUCAGGAAGAAGUCAGACUGCAGCCGAAGUGAGUUCUCCCAGGACGAUAGCACAUCAGAAGCAGGGGACACAAACACAGAUGAGCCGCUUAAUGGAGAUGAGGGAGAAGAUCUGACUCAGGAUGACAGCACAGAUGACCUGCCUAAUCUAAAGGAUCCUGUACUGCAGGGGAAUGGAGUAACCCAACGAGUGAAAGCAAGUUCAUUCUGCUACAACUGACCCCUUAAUUCCAAGGAUUAUAUCUCUAGAUGGAGAAAACACAAGUGUAUUUUACAUUUGAUCAAUAACAAACAUGCUGCAAUUUAAUGGUUAAACAUAUACCUGAUAAUUCUGCCAGUAUAAUCCCAAAAUGAUUUGGCCAGUACAAGACUGUUCUAGAUAAUCUUGGCUAAGGUUUUUUUCAUAUUUGGGGCAGAAUUAGAAAGAAAACAUAACAUGCUAUACCAGAAAUGACUCUUCUUUUCUAAUUGCCCAAAAAAUACUGAGAUUCUGUAGAUGAAGUGGACAAACUCGUAAUGGAAUUCGCAUAUAUAUGAGUAAUGUGGGAGGGAGUGAAAGAGGGAGGCAUGAGAUUGCAGGUAUUAUGGGAGGGUAAGAUUUAAAUGAAACAGAUGUAUGUGUGUAGAAAUACUUUGUAUAACAAUAUAUAUAUAAAAAUAAAUUUACAAAUAUGAACAUAUAAAAAUAAUGUGGUGCGUGUACCACAUAGAAAUUUGAGAUUACAGAUAUAUACAAACAGACACACAGAGAGAAUUACAAUUUACAAAUAAAUAAAUAGUAUUUAUUCCUUACUUCUGAUAAUGAACGUUUAAUUCAUUAGUAAAAGAUGAACCACAAGGUCUUGAAACUGCACAAAUAUUCUAAGGUGCCAAUUAAAAAAGAAAAAAAAAACUAUAAAAUUUUAGAGUACAAAGUAAAUUAGCAUUUCCCACCCAUAAUUCCUUUAAGUACAUACGAUUUUGGGGAAUUUUAAGCACAAAGCUGGUUCUCUGAACUCUGUUGGUUGUUGUUAACGCACACAAUUGUUCUUAUUUCCUGUAUUUUAUUCAUUGAGAAAUUCUAUAAAGUAUUUUGCCCUGCAACAACGUUUAGGAAAACUGAGGUUGUAAUACAUAAUGUACUUAAAACAAAUAUUAGGGUUAAGUAUAAAAUAAGCCAUCUUUUACCCAUUUAACAUAUUGCAAAAUGGCCCCUCUACCUUUUGAGUCAUUGCUAAGAAAUAAUAAAACAGAUUAUUUUUGAUGCAAGUCAAUUUAAAAAUAAAUGUAAUGUAUGUUAAACUAAAUCUAAAUAUGUCUGUCACACAAACAAAAUAGCAAUAGCUGUGCACCACCAGAGGAAAUAUUAGCUUUGGAGUCUUGCUAGUUUAACUUACACUACAAAAACGGUUCAUUGCAUCAUCGCUUUACACUGGGGUGGUAACAAGGUGCAGUUUGUAAAUAAAGAUGAUGUAAUUAAAAUGUUUUCUAACUUUUUUUAAAAUACCUUAUUUAAAUACAAAUAUAUGUACUGCUUCUUUCUGGGUAUAUAUUGUGAUGUGGGUGUGAGUAUAAUGUUGAGAUGAGAGGCAACGUGUAAUUCUGAGGUAGCAAUGACACAGAUGUUUUACAUAUAAGUGUGUACAUUUAUAUUGUGUGUCUACCCUUGGAGAGAGUGGAUAAUCAGUGCCAACUGGUCCUGUAAAUAUGUGUAUAAUAAAGGUCUAAAAAUUGUUUUAGAUUUA